UCCGGUUCCGAGUGCCAGCUGAGCGUUGCCUAGCAACAGGAAAGUCUUGAAGUCGACAGGACCUAGGAAUUUCAGAAAUGGCUGCAGAAUCAAUUGGUGGGUUGCUCUAUGGGUACAAAAAUUCCGCUAUAAUACAACCAGAAAGAAACGAUGUUGUGUGGGUAAACAAGAGACACGAUCCUCUGGACCUAAGAAGUAACGCUCCUGUUCAGCGGUCAAAAUUUAUCUGCGGACCUCCAGACAUGGCUGUCGACAAUCAUUGGAAACGCGAAACACAACCUUCGUUGAAGACUUUUUCACGGCAUCUUGAAGAAGAAAAGUGGUAUCCUUCUACUCAAGCCACUAGAUGUGAAGAGUGGUCCACACUGAGACAGAUGUUUCCUUCUAAAGGCGUUCUAGAUCGAGUUAUCUCUCCACGAUGGGGAACUGGCUUACCUCUUGCGCCGAGGUUUCACCCAAAAAAUCAACAGCGAUUUCCACAUAUAAACAGCCCUAUGACACGGUAGGUCCUGCAUCCAUUUUACUCUAAAAUAAUACUUAAUUGUUAAGUGCUCUUAGUGAUAUCUAACACAUUGUUAUCGCUUACUGUUCGAUGGAGUAAAAAAAGAACGGGCUAAUUGCGAAAGUAAACGAAAUGAACGAGGCUUUGUUUACGUCUGGCGUUUGUCAAGUUCUCAAGUAAUUACAACUUAGGUGGUCAUUGUUAAAUCUAAAUACAGGACAUGAAUACUGCGUUAACGAGUGAAGCUAACCCUGGGUAUAGAUUUGAUUUGCACAAAAAGCGUUUGGGUUCUAGAAAUUCCGAAGUUUAACAAAAGCUGUAAGCAUUCAUCGAAACAGCGGUGCAUAUUAACAAGGCCGUGGUGCGCUUGCAUGCACAAGCAUUUCAUUUAUCGCCCAGUUUUGAGCAAGUCCUUACUUAAAAAGUUCCCUAGUUCAUAAUGCCUUGUUUCUUUACCCCUCUUACUGAAAUAUACUACUUUAAGCUGGACGGAUAGAGCUGUGGAUCGAUUUUAAAUGCUUAAUUAUAAAUUUGAUAGCUUGGUAAUCCCUUAGCUUGACAGACAACCUCAGACAAGAGAGAUUGGGACUUGCACCCCUUAGGGGAUAAGACGGGGUCCUAAGUCCGGACUACAAAAUGUUAAUGUUACUGUUUGGAGUGAUAAGUUCUUGAGUGGGCAGAUAGUGGAAAGGGAGGAGUAAGAGGUAACACAAAAGCAUCAACUGAAAACAACAGUUGCAUGUGUUGUGGCUUUCUGGUGGUUCACAACUUUGAAGCACAUUUUAAAUUUUGUCAUGAGGGCAAGUUAUUAUCAGGCUUUGUACAAACAUCACACUUUUCGUGAGCUGCACUUAAUUGGAACUUGGACUGUCCCAAAUAAAGAAAAGAAAAUGUGCCUGUUCACAGAAAAUAGCUUCAAUAUGUUGUAACACAUGCCCUUUGUUUGGCACAUGGUAUUGUUGAUCCUAGUCCAUACUAGCAGGAAGAACAGCUAAACUGCUCCAAACUGAAGUGUUCCUUCUCAACUGAUUCUGAUAAGAUCCUUAAAAGUAACUUUCUCCAUACUUCUUCAAGGUAAUAAAAUCAGCCAGUAAUGUGCACCUGGUUCAGCUCAUAAAGACUCUGGAAUCAGAACCAAGUCUUUGUGUGAACUGUUCCACAGCCCUUAGAGGACUUGAGUAGGAAAAUGGCUUGCAGUGUAGUUGGAAGUAACAUUAUUAUUUUUUCUUUCAGAUAUGUAGACGACAUGCAUCUCACAAACAGGCUCUUCAAGCUACACUGAGACAUAAGCUGAUUUACCUAUACUUGAAAACAGUUAAAAUGUUGGCGACUAGCUGUUCCUCAAGUAAAAAACAGUAUCUAAUGGCAAUGUCUGAAGUGACUGAAAUAAUUUACACAACUAACUUAUAACAAGAAAGUUUUAUUUGAUAUUUUUCAUUCCAUCGUUUGUAAUAGGCAUGUUUUUUCACACAAAAUGUAAUAAAAUACUAAAAAUCAAGUUCACCUUGGACUUAAACAUUAUUUAGCAAGGCACCGUGUAAUUGUAGCUAUACCCUCA
This is a messenger RNA of Pocillopora meandrina, 2060 nucleotides long. The record is from the annotation of a GenBank genome assembly. NCBI's taxonomy places the organism in Eukaryota, Metazoa, Cnidaria, Anthozoa, Scleractinia, Pocilloporidae.